This is a messenger RNA of Purpureocillium lilacinum, 2670 nucleotides long. Lineage: Eukaryota; Fungi; Ascomycota; Sordariomycetes; Hypocreales; Ophiocordycipitaceae. The record is from RefSeq and is a predicted model, not a curated record.
AUGGCCGGCACCGGCUCCCGAGCCAUGUCGCAGCCUGGACUCCUGGAGGCUCACCAUCCUCCUGCGGGUGCAUCGGCCGCGACCAUCGCCGCUGCUACUUCGUCCACCGGCACCAAGAAGAAACCGCGCCGAGCGCCCGAGUCCUCGGCCAGCCAAAAGAGACGAUGCAUCAGUACAGCUUGCAUCGCAUGUCGCAAACGCAAGUCCAAGUGCGAUGGCGCCAUCCCAAGCUGCGCAGCUUGCGCCAGCGUCUACGGCACUGAGUGCAUCUACGAUCCCAACUCGGACCACCGCCGUAAGGGCGUCUACCGUGAGAAGGUCGACAGCAUGAAAGCUCGCAACUCGACCCUGCAGAUCCUCGUCGAAGCCAUCCUCAACGCCUCCGAGGACGACGUCCCAGGCAUAGUCCGGCGCAUCCGGGCCUGUGACUCCCUCGACAUUGUCGCCCAGCAGAUCGCAAACUCGGCCCCGGACAGUGGUGUCGCGACUCCCGAGCAGACUGAUGAAGAAUACACCCUCGGUGUCAUGCCUGUCGAGGGCGAGAAGGAGCUGGCUCGUAAGAUGGGUGAGCUUCGGCUUGAGAACGGCUGUGUCCGCUUCAUCGGUGGCACUUCACAUCUCAUCUACCACGGCGAGCCCGCAGAUGCGCCUGACGCAGAAGGGCAACCUGAACAAUACCCUGCCAGCGACAAUCCCAUUGCCUCUUGGACUCGGGUCACGGCAGACGCGACGCUCAUCACUCACCUCAUCAACAUGUACUUCAACUAUCAUUACGCCUACUUCACCACUUUAUCUAAGAAGCUCUUCUGGCGCGAUUUCCUCAAGGGCAGAGAAGGGUUAGAGAGCAGCUCAACACCUCAUUGCUCCCCCCUACUGGUUAACGCGAUGCUUGCCCUGGGCUGUCACUUCACGGAUGUUCCCGGGGCAUACGCCACUCCCGGCGACAGCAGGACCAAGGGCGAUCAUUUCUUCGCGGAGGCCAAACGACUCAUCCUGGUCAACGACGAGUUCGCGCGGCCACGAUUGGUCACGGUUCAAGCUCUGGCACUCAUGUCUGUACGAGAAGCUGGGUGCGCUCGGGAAUCCAAGGGUUGGGUUUACAGUGGAAUGAGCUUCCGCAUGGCUCAGGAUCUUGGCUUGAACCUCGAGAUCGCGGGCACAACGAGGAAGCGCAUGAGCGACGAGGAGAUCGAUGCCAGAAAAAUGACGUACUGGGGCUGUUUUGUUUUCGACAAGUGCUGGUCCAAUUACAUGGGCAGACUACCGCAGCUGCCUCGGAACGGCUCCAACGUGGCAAAGUUCGACGUAUUCCCCGAGGAAGACGCCGCGAUUUGGUCACCACUCACGGACAAGGGCUACGACGAGACCUACGAGCAGCCAUGGAGGACGCGAGCAGCCGCCCUUCAGCUGUCCAGCUUAUCCGAGAUCAGCAGUGAACUUUUGAUAUUCUUCUAUCAUCCCAAUCACAUCGGGCGGUCCCGAGGCAAGUCUGCGGAGCUUAAGAAGCUCAGCGAACUCCAUCAGCGCCUCGAGGAGUGGCGUAAACAGCUACCCAUCGAGUUCGAACCGAAGGAGGGCCAGCUGCCCAACGUCAUCCUCAUGCACAUGUUCUUUCAUCUGCAAUACAUUCAUCUCUUCCGACCUUUCCUGAAGUACUCUCCGUCUGUCUCACCGCUACCUGCCCACGUUUCGCCCCGGAGGAUUUGCACGGCCAACGCUGGGGCCAUCUCAAAACUGAUGAGGCUUUACAAGAAAACUUACAAUCUGCGGCAAAUCUGCAACAUUGCUGUGUACAUGACUCACAGCGCCUGCACAAUUCAUCUCCUCAACCUUCCUGAGAAAAGUGCUCGGCGUGAUAUAACCCACGGCGUCAGGCACUUGGAAGAGAUUGCCGAGGACUGGCUUUGCGCUCGGCGAACACUCAGCAUCCUCAGCGUGUUGGCGAGGAAGUGGAGGUGUGAGCUCCCUGAGGAUGCCGCGUUUGUCCUCAAGCGCACGGACGAGAAGUAUGGCUUCUUUAACACCUCCGACGUCCCUUCUCCGGCUUCUAGCCCUCACACAUCUCCUCUGCUUUCGGACGACGCAUCUAUUUCCACGUCGCAGAGAGACUAUAGCCCCAUCAGCCAGUAUGCUCAGGCCCACAUGACCCAGCUCGCGCUGCCCCCCUCCUCCAUUGACGAUCGGAUGGCCAUGAUGCCCCCGCUCGAUGCGGUUGGUAGCGCCCCGGCGAUGCCCCAGCCGCAACGGCCCCAGGGUGUUCCUUUUGACUCGGAGCGGAUGGAGCUCAACCCUGAUCUUCUCGAAGGAUGGACGCGCCAAGCCACCGGUGCCCCAGAGUCUGAUUUUGGCACGUCAUUCAUGCCAGCGAAUGGAGGCGGCAUGAUGGCAAACAAUGGCGGCCAAUCUGGCAGUCGACAAGCGCCGCCGGGACAGGGGGCUGGCAUAAACAGCCAGCGCUGGCUCAUCAAUGACAGCGCCAGAUGGCACCAGAACUUUGACGGCUGGGACCUGGUUGGAGGCAUCCCUAAUAACUCUGUGUUCAUGUUCGGGGACCAAAACCGCAGCAACAGCCUCCAGAACCCUUCAGAGCCCACUGAUCAGUCCCGUGCCGGCUUCGAGGGUCUCGCAGCGUCCCUGAACGGCGGUGGCUGGCUCACUGGCCUCGACUAG